Messenger RNA from Labrus bergylta (ballan wrasse), 3591 nucleotides. RefSeq lists its product as uncharacterized. Lineage: Eukaryota; Metazoa; Chordata; Actinopteri; Labriformes; Labridae. The record is from RefSeq and is a predicted model, not a curated record.
CUCUGGAUGAGGACAGAGCUUCAGGAUCUCGGGCUGUGGCCUGGGUCUCGUCCAGUGCGUAAUCCAGGGAACACAAUUUCAUUGUGGCGUCUUCCUCCACAACCUGAGCUGAUAGAGUCGGUGGCUGAGCUCCCAUCCCCCAACUUCUUUCAGCUCCACUCAUUUUUCAUUUGGAAACCUGAGAGUGACAUCAUGGUCAGGUUGAGGAACAAUUACAUCCUGCCCUGUCUCCAUGGCUGUCCUCAUCCACAGGUGGUCUCUGCAGGGGUGGGCAGGCCUCGGGUGAUUGUCGGCACCAGUGGCCAAUAUUUUAUCCUCUCCUCGCGACUCUGCUGCAAGGUCUGCCGAAAGAACUGGUUCGCUGACAGUCCGCGAUGGCUGGAGAAACUGCCCAAGCGCUUCACCAACCUUCUGCCUGCAAUCCUGACUUACAAGAAGGCCAUUUGUAAGUCUGUCAUGGAUGAGCUGAGGCGCACUGGCAAGUCACCAACUGAUAUGGCCAACCAGGUGAAUGAGCUCAUGCACCUGAAGUAUGAGCGAGCUCACCUGGCAUACCUUCAAGCCAUAGAGAAUGUGAGAGAUGGUGAGGCUGGAGUGUAUGGUCAGAGGACCAUUGGGCAGUUUCUAAGAAAAGACAACCAGCCACGCACUUUUGGGCCAUAUGACGAGCAACAUGGCUGGGGUGGAGUCUCUGUGUCCGGUUUCUACCUGACUGACUGCCUGCUAGAGGAGUUUAGACGUCAAGAGCCAGCUAUGUCCAGGCUCCUGCAGGGAACAUUUGGGCAUGUUUUCAGGUCUGACCACACCAGGAAAGUGGCAAGGAAGGUGACCUUGGCCUCUGGGGUGAUGUCUAGUUAUGCUGUAAUGAAUGAACACUGGCUCAUUGUUUCCUGGGUGAUGGUUCAGUCUGAGACUGAGAGGUCCUUGGAGGCAAUGUACCAGGGGAUGGCCAAGAGGUACAGCAAUGCUGGAGUGGAAAAGGCAGGCUACCAUUGGAUGGACAGGGAUUGCUGUGCUGCAUUUAAGAUCCCUGACUGCAUCCUUGGUGAACAUCUGCACUGGGAUGCCUGGAAGACUACCCCGUCCAUUGUUGCUGGAGCGACCUCCGGAAGGCAGUUGAACACCUGUGCCUCACGAUCACAUUAUAACGACAACAUUGUUGUGAAACUGGACUUGUUUCACUGUCUGAGGCGCUUUUCACGGGAGUGCACCUCUGAGCAUCACCCUCUGUUCAGCACUUUCUGCCAGCUCCUCUCUGCUGCCUUCUGUGUUGUAGAUCAGGAAGACCUAAAAAGGCUCCAGGAUGCCUAUAGGUUCUGUGGUAUUCAUCCAGCCAAUCCCACUAAACAACACACACGGGAGCACUGCAGGAUUAAAAUACCCCAUCCAACAGAGCUGCUGGACAGAGUGGAGAGAGUCCUGAGUCACUUUCACCUGGCGACGGACCCUAACAAUGUCCCACUCUUUAAGCCAUCCAUGCUGAAGACAUGGCGAAUUCAGAGAGUGCACAUUCUCCGUGGGUGCCUCAGUGACCCUGAACUCUCCGAGGGCAUAAUGUACAGGUACGGAGGAACUCUUCAGCUGAACCACGUACCUGGUGAAGGUGCCAAAGUCCCAAUCUGGAUCCCUGUCAGAGGUACAUCACAGCAAGAGGGGUACCAUUUCCACCAGGCUCACUGGGUCACUGGCACUCAUGUCUCCCCUGAAUUGUUCCAGGCCCAGGGCAUGACAGGGGUAGCACGAUGGAACUACCAGCGGCUGGUGGACCUUAAACAGCCAGGUGUCAACCUCCCUGCUGUCUUUGACCCAGCUUUAAUGUGCGAGUUAAAUGCUGCUUCCAUGAGAGUGACAGGGCAGGAGAAGUAUGCUGCAUUUCUCCUCUCAGACAGGGACACUGGAGAGAGGUUUGGCCUUCAGUACAGAGAGCCGGGCUGCCGUCCAGUCCCACUGGACUGGGACAAACACAGAACUCUAAAGAGAGAUGAGCCUGCCGCUCUUAUGCCUCCGCCCCCCCUGCAGACACCUGCUGCUCCUGCUGAAGAUAAAGCUCCAGACGUGGCACCCUCCUCCAGUCGGACACUGCCCUCUGGCGUGCCAUUCCCUGGACCAGCACCAUCAAUCGGCCAUCCACUCUCUGCUGGUGCACUGCCAAAGCAGGAGAUGCCUCCAGAAGAAGUCCAGGAUCCUCCAGCAGCAAUGGAAAUCUCACAUGCCCUGCCGCUGCCUCUGAGUUCCUCACCAAGGAGUGCCCGCACUGGACCCAUAAAAACUGGCGGAAGAGUUUUUGUGUUGGACCACACACGCUGGACAGCACCCAUGAAAGUGGCUAUUGACAGUUUGCUGCAGAAGCACCAUGGAAAGAAGGACCGCCUGAAGCUUGUGGAUCAAGAUUACGCAGACAUGGUCCAUCAGUCAGCCACAGAUCCAAACAGCUUGCUGCACCCCACAACCAGGCUGCACAUAUCUCGCUAUGUGAAGCACCUGGCAAAACUUCUGAACACUAGUUCCUCCUUAAACACAAGCCAGGAAAAACUUCUGGACACUCAGCAGCUGUGGCACUCUUUAACAGAGGGGAGUGACACAUCUAGUGUUCCUGUGGUCACCAUGGAGGCAGCUGUUGUCAAGCCCCCUACACCUGCCCAGUCCACACCUCUAACCCAAGACUCCCUUGAGAAAAUUGUGGAGGGCAUCUUGGAAAAGCAGCAGCAGCAGCAGCAACAGCAACAACAGCAGCCCCAGCCAGAGCAGAAGAAAAGGCAGACGAAGACGUGUCUUGCCUGUGGACAGCCCAAGUCUCGAUACGGGACUGAUGGAUCCUCCAUCCACCAUUUUUUCCAACAGGGGCCUGUGCGCUAUUUCUAUUGUUCAAAGAAGGUGCAUCAAAGUUAUGCUGCUGAGGGACUUUCAGAUGCCCAGAUGCCCUUUGAGCAGUUUGCAAGUACAGAUUUCUUCCAGAGGGAGCUGGAGGAAACCAAAAAACGCGUGGAAGAGAAAGUGGAAAAAAAAAGGAAACGGCCAGACCCCCAUCAAGCUGGCCGCCUCUGCAGAUUCUGUCACCUGGAACUGAAACAGGGGCCGAACAGCCCACACAUCCAUUCGGGCUUCCCAGGAGUGGCAGGAAAAUACAUCUACUGCCCUUCUAAAGUAUACUCUUUGUACCGCAAUAAGGGAAUGGCCAGAGAGAUGAGCUGGAAAGAGUUUCAUGCGUCUCCUUUCUAUGAGGCAGAGAGACAAAGAUGGGUGGAUGAAAGGAAACAGUAAACUAUUCAAAGUUUUUAUAUAAUUAUUGUUUUUUGUUCUGUGUAAAUAAAAAAAUAUUUUUGAAUAGAUGUAUGUAUAUAUAUAAAUAUGAAAGUGUUUACUUGUAAAUAUUGAAAUUGGACUGCUCUUAUAUCUCUGUGUUUAAGACAGUGGUUCCCAAACUUUUUCUGUUUUUUUUUUCACUGGUUUAAGAGAAUGUUAAAUUAACCUUGUAUUUAUAACUUUCACUGAAUGUUCUGAUGCUGCUUUUUAUCUUAUACUACCCUACUUCCACCCACCAUCCAUUAUAACUUGCUUGUAAAUUAAACUAUUUUCAUGAAAAAAUUGAAA